This is a messenger RNA of Hemibagrus wyckioides, 5276 nucleotides long. RefSeq names its product dishevelled associated activator of morphogenesis 1a (gene daam1a). The record is from RefSeq and is a predicted model, not a curated record. The transcript is spliced from 25 exons. Gene Ontology annotation, biological process: actin cytoskeleton organization. NCBI's taxonomy places the organism in Eukaryota, Metazoa, Chordata, Actinopteri, Siluriformes, Bagridae. Gene Ontology annotation, molecular function: actin binding; small GTPase binding. Gene Ontology annotation, cellular component: stress fiber. Bases 292 to 3459 code for a protein of 1055 amino acids.
AGAACAGCUGUGUGUGGUGUGUGUGUGUGUGUGGUGUGUGUGUGUGUUCAGAUUGCAGAGUCAGAGAGAGGAGACACGCUUUGUGUCAAACCCCUGUGGAUUAUGAGACUGGUGUGAAGGUGAGGUGAAGUGCACUAGAUUUGUUGGACAUAGAAGGAUUUAGGGUGGAUUUGUGGCUGCAGUGUGGAUUGGGAUGAUGGCAUGGAGUUUACACACUUAGAGCUGGGAAGGAUUUGAGCUUCACACACACACCUGCACAGCAUCACGCUGUAGCUGUACUACCACACAUCGAUGGCUCCUCAUAAACAGUCAUCCCGCGGCUGGGCGUCCAUCCUGUGCUGCUUUAAGAGAAGCGAGCAGCCUGAGAUCACCUACAGCGUCGGCCAUGACACCAACCUCACGCUGCACGCCAUGGAGCCCAGGCUGCCCAUACCUCCGGCCGAGGAGCUGGACGCCAUGUUCUCUGAGCUGGUGGAUGAACUGGACCUCACUGAUACACACAGAGCGGCCAUGUUCGCUCUCCCUGCUGAGAAAAAAUGGCAGAUUUACUGCAGCAAGAAGAUGGAGCAGGAGGAGAAUAAAGGAGCGACGAGUUGGCCUGAUUAUUAUAUCGACCAGAUCAACUCCAUGGCUGCUAGGAAGAUGGUUUUGGCUCUGGAGAAGGAGGAUGAAGAGGAGAGGAACAAAACCAUAGAGGGGUUGAAGACGGCGCUGAGGACACAACCCAUGAGUUUUGUCACACGGUUCAUCGAUCAGGACGGCCUGACGUGUCUGCUGAACUUCCUGAAGAACAUGGAGUACGAGAUGAGCGAGUCUCAGAUCCACACCUCGCUGAUCGGCUGCAUCAAGGCUCUGAUGAACAACACUCAGGGCCGCGCUCACGUCCUCGCUCACCCCGAGAGCAUCAACAUCAUCGCUCAGAGCCUCAGCACCGAGAACAUCCGCACCAAAGUGGCUGUGCUGGAGAUCCUGGGUGCCGUGUGUCUCGUCCCCGGAGGCCACCGCAAAGUCCUGGAGGCCAUGCUGCACUACCAGAAAUACGCCAGUGAGAGGACGCGCUUCCAGACUCUGGUGAACGAGUUGGACCGGAGUACGGGUCGUUACAGAGACGAAGUGAACCUGAAGACGGCCGUCAUGUCCUUCAUUAACGCCGUGCUCAGUCAGGGAGCUGGCGAGUCGAGUCUGGACUUCAGGAUUCACUUACGCUAUGAGUUCCUCAUGCUAGGAAUCCAACCGGUCAUCGACAAACUCCGGAGCCACGAGAAUGAGACCCUGGACCGGCAUCUGGAUUACUUUGAAAUGAAGAGAACUGGAGAUGAGCUGGAGUUGGCCAAGCGCUUUGAGAAUGUUCAUAUCGACACUAAAAGCGCCUCACAGGUGUUUGAACUCAUCCGUAAGAGGAUCAACCACACUGAGGUCUUUCCACACUUCCUUUCCAUCCUCCAGCACUGCCUCCACAUGCCCUAUAAGCGGAGUGGGAACACGGUGCACUACUGGCUCCUCCUCGACCGAAUCGUCCAGCAGAUCGUCCUUCAGACUGAUAAAGGUCACGACCCUGACAUCGCUCCUUUGGAGAACUUCAACGUGAAGAACGUGGUGAAAAUGUUGGUGAAUGAGAAUGAGGUGAAACAGUGGAAGGAGCAGGUGGAAAAGAUGAGGAAAGAACACAACGAGCUGCAGCAGAAGCUGGAGAAGAAGGAGCGAGAGUGUGAGGUGAAGGCUCAGGAGAAGGAGGAGAUGAUGCAGACGCUCAGUAAGAUGAAGGAGAAAUUGGAGAAAGAGAACAAUGAACACAAACUCACCAAACAACAAGUGGCUUCACUCACAGCUCAGCUUCAUGAGCUCAGUACAAGGGCAGCCCUUCCUGGAGCUCUUACUCACGUUCCUGAAACUCCUGGUGCUCCUUCUGCUCCUUUACCUUCAGCACCAGGCCUCGCUCCUCCUCCACCUCCUCCUCCAUCUGCUCCAGGUGGGAUUCCUCCUCCUCCACCUCCUCCUCCUCCUGGAGCUCCUCCCCCUCCUCUUGGACUUCUGUUCGGUUCUCCUGGAUCCUCAGCGCAGAAGAAGAACAUUCCUCAACCUUCAAAUCCUCUAAAAUCCUUCAACUGGGCCAAACUUAAUGAGAACAAGCUCGAUGGAACUCUGUGGACGGAUCUGGACGACCUCCGAGUUUAUAAAACUCUGGACCUGGAGGACAUUGAGAGAAUGUUUUCAGCCUAUCAGAGGCAGCAGAAAGAAUCUGAUGAUGACGCAACUGUAAAGAAAGUGAAGGAGCUGUCGGUCAUCGAUGGACGCCGAGCACAAAACUGCAACAUCCUGCUGUCACGGUUAAAGUUGUCCAACGAUGAGAUAAAGAAGGCCAUAAUGACCAUGGACGAGCAGGAGGACCUUCCCAAAGACAUGCUGGAACAGUUGCUGAAGUUCGUCCCAGAGAAGAGCGACAUCGACCUUCUGGAGGAACACAAACACGAGCUGGACAGGAUGGCCAAAGCUGACCGCUUCCUCUACGACAUGAGCCGGAUUAAUCACUAUCAGCAAAGACUGCAGUCGCUCUACUUUAAGAAGAAGUUUGCUGAAAGAGUCGCAGACAUCAAGCCAAAAAUAGAAGCUCUCCAUCAGGCGUCCACUGAAGUGCUAAAGAGCCAAAACCUGCGCCAGCUCCUGGAGGUCAUCCUGGCAUUCGGGAACUACAUGAACAAAGGUCAAAGGGGAAAUGCGUACGGCUUCAGAGUGUCCUCACUCAACAAGAUCGCUGACACCAAGUCCAGCGUCGACAAGAACAUCACUCUGCUGCAUUAUCUCAUCAUGAUUCUGGAACAGAAAUAUCCCAAGGUGGCGCUGUUCAAUAAGGACCUGCCGAAAGUCCCAGAGGCUGCUAAAGUCAACAUGACAGAACUGGAGAAAGACAUUAACAACCUGCGCAGCGGCCUGAAGAGUGUGGAGGCGGAGCUGGAGUACCAGAAGAGUCGUCCCCUGGACUCUGGGGAUAAGUUCGUGUCUGUGGUCAGUCAGUUCAGCACGGUAGCAGGAUUCAGCUUCUCCGAGGUGGAAGAUUCACUACAAGAAGCAAAAGAGAUGUUCCAGAAGGCGGUGAAGAUCUUCGGCGAGGAACCCAGCUCCAUGCAGCCUGAUGAUUUCUUCGGGAUUUUCGAUCAGUUCCUGCAGGCGUUCGCUGAAGCCAAACAGGACAACGAGAACAUGCGCAAACGCAAGGAGGAGGAGGAGCGCAGGGCUCAGAGGGAGGCUCAGUUGAAGGAGCAGCGGGAAAGGGAGCGGAAAGCCCGUAAAGCAAGGGAGAACUGCGAGGAGGACGGCGAGUUCGACGACCUCGUCUCCGCCCUCCGCUCCGGAGAGGUGUUCGACAAAGAUCUGAACAAAAUGAAACGCAACCGCAAACGAGCAAACACUCAGAACCUUGAGUCGAGCCGAGAGAGACCGGUCACCAAACUCAAUCUCUGAGGAAAAUUAGCACUAAUGCUAAGAAUUCAUUCAUUCAUGGCAAUAGACAUAAAAAAGACUGUAAACUUUGCACUAUUGUAGCCUGCUAGCUGAGCGGCUGAUUAGCCAUUCACGAGAAAUAAUCGUAAACAGAAAAGAAUCUGUGAGGACAUAACAUAGCAGUGCAACUGGAUUUUCAGUGUUAAAACUAAUGUAUGGUGCAGUGUGUGUUUUGGAGGAAAAACAUGCUAAUAAUGUGCCAUAUGAACGAUAAAGUAACCUUUUGCUAAAACGAACUGUUCUAGCAAUGUUAGAACUAGCUUUAUCUUAUAAGAAUAGUUUUUGUAGUAUGGCGCUGUAUUCGGGAUGGAAAAUGCGCUAACACCACCAUCUGGUGGUGAAGUUUACGUAUUACACCCUUAUAUUAUCUUGAACUUAAUUAAUAUAUUUUUUUUAUCUGAGGUAACAAAAAGCACACGAACUCAAAUCUCAUUUGGAAAUGCGGACUGACUCGGUUUAUAUAUGUGACAAAAUGUUUUAUCUCUCAGUUUUGGUGCGCUUUGAGUUUAUUAGUGAUUGUUAACAGGCACAAAAUGGCGACCCAAACCCCUGCUUCUUCCAGCUCCAGCGAGUUCGGUGUCGGUGUGUUUCCUGCUCUGACUGACACACCUGAUCCAGCUCAAUCAGCUGAUUAACACACACUUCACGAAGACAAAGCAUGUGUUUAAAUUGUUUUCAUUUACAAAUGAAGGCUUUUCUCACUAAUGAAUAUUUCAGCAGCAACAGUGAAACCUUUCUUUCUCAUUAUUUAAGCCUAAUAACAGAUUUUUUAAAGUGUUGUUAUGAAAUAAAGACUGUAAUAAAGGCUGGUGAGGAAAUAAUGAGGUUUUAUGAUGUUUCCCAGCAUUAAAUGUGCUGUAUAUACAGGUAAAAAGUAUAUGUUUACUUGAAAAUUGCCAAAUCGCUGUGAUAUAAAGGGAAGAAAACACUUUAGGAUGUGUCGAUAUAUCAAUACAACCAACUUCUAAUUAGAAACAGUUAUUCUACUUCAUCACACCUGUUAGCACAGGAGCCAUGACGCUAACGUGAAUGCUUAUAGCCACCAACCGAGUUCAUUCUGAGGUUCAGAGGAAGUGGCCAGAUUCCUUUAACUAAUAUCCUGCUAAAAACUGGCUAAAAUUUUGUGUCUUCAGAAGCAACAUUUUGCAAUAAAAAGAAAUUGCCAUAAUAAUGAGAGAAAACCAUAAAACUGAAAGGAAACAGCUUACUAAUAAACUCUGUGCGUGUGUGUGGAUAACUCUACUCUGAAGGUGAACCCACGUGGCUUGUAUAUUGCGUGUAUAUCACUGUAAUCUCUCUGUAUGUUCAUAUCUGUACAAUUGUAAGUAAUUUAUUAAUAAUCCAUCUUUGUGUUCUGAUUUUAUGAUUUAGGAUUGUGUUGUUAAUUCUGUUGAAUGCUUUUAUUCCCUCCAGUGUGCGGGUGUCCUUUUUAUUUAAACCAGUUUUUGGUAUGAAAUGGAUUAAAAUGAAAUAAAUGAACCAAAUCCAUGAGCUCAUCUGAUUCGUGUCAUGACGUCGGAUCCCUGGAAUGCCAGAGAGCCGCUCUUUAUAUCCCUCAGAUGCUGAGCUGGAACUGAGUUUUUGUUCUGAAUAAAGUGUCACACAGACAUCCAGCACUUUAACAGAAAUCUUUGGGAAGUACAGAUUUGGCAUUAUAGAUCUUUUUUAAAAUAAGUCAUUUAGGUUUGGUGUUUGUUAUCCUUUACUGUGUUUAUAGCUCCAGCAGAAAGCAGUGGUAUAUUUUUGACACCAGACAGAAGUUUUGGAGGGAUUCAAUA